Molecule: messenger RNA, 3451 nt
Organism: Pleuronectes platessa (European plaice)
Lineage: Eukaryota; Metazoa; Chordata; Actinopteri; Pleuronectiformes; Pleuronectidae
Gene: shisal1b
Product: shisa like 1b
Exons: 5
Coding region: 487-1071 (194 amino acids)
Source: RefSeq, a predicted model, not a curated record
CACAAGCUGGCUCUCCCUCCCUCUCUCUCUCACCCACUUACUCAGUAUCGUUUCAUCUCUCUCUCUCUCCCUCUCCCUCUCUCCCUCUCAGUCGCCGUGCUUAGACGGAUGGGGAUACACUGCCAAGGAGGACUCUGGUGCAAGAAGAGUGUGUUUCUUUCCCUCUCUUCCGCCUGGCUUCCCUCAUGAGCCGCUCGUUCCAGCCCCCGGUCCCGAGGAUGAGGAGGAUCUAUUUGUGAGGAAGACGCAGCAAAGGAGGAGAGAACAAGGAGCAACAGGGUGGUGAAUUUAUCCGAUCAGGAGUGAGCGAGAAGAUCUUUUUCUUCUUCUCCAGGCUCGACCAAGGAGUCCUGACUCCCAGGAACAGCAGCCAUGUGAGCGGAGCUGUCCGCGAGCAGAUGAUGCCCACAUCCAGCUAAAACCCAGCAGCUCCCCCCUUCCCUCUUGCUCCUGCACCCUCCCUCCUUCCCACAUGAGGACAAGAAGAUGACUAUCACCAGCCGGCAGUCCUUCAAUGUCCUGACGGUCAUUUUCCUGCUGCUGUCCACUGCAGCUCUCUCAGCUCAUUACCGGGUGUGUGAGCCCUACUCUGACCACAAGGGGCGCUACCACUUUGGCUUUCACUGCCCGCGCCUGUCAGACAAUAAGACCUACAUGUUCUGCUGCCACCACAACAACACGGCCUUCAAAUACUGCUGCAACGAGAGCGAGUUCCAGAUGGUCAUGCAGAUCAACCUCACCACCACCUCAGAUGGAUACGCACACAAUAAUUAUACUGCCCUGGUCGGCGUGUGGAUUUACGGCUUCUUCGUCAUGGUGCUGCUGGCGCUGGACUUCCUCUACUACUCAGCCAUAAACUACGAGCUGUGCCGGGUCUACCUGGAGAAAUGGGGUCUGGGCGGCCGCUGGCUGAAGAAGGCCCGGAGUCAGUGGAACAGGUCAAUGCCGGAGGAGAGUGAAGCCCAGACUCCAGCCCAGUCCAUGGUGCCCAGCCACUACCAGCCCCGACACAGCCUCCGAGAGGAGAGCCACAGCCCGACGCUCCUGCCCUACAACACAUCCACCGCAUGAGUGAUGCUGCGAGUGGAUGAGCUGAAGAGUUGCAGCUUCUUGUUCCCUUACAUGGCACAGAGGAGCUGCCCCCUCAGACGUCACUCUCUGGACCACAGUUACAAAGACCACUGGUGGGCUAGCCAUACUGUAGUGGUUAGAAGUGACUACUGCACCUUUCUAAUGAGCACAAAUCACCCAAGGACGGACAGAAGCAGGUUGAUAAGGAAUUUAAGCAGUGAAACACACACACUCAGCUGCUUAAAGAUGUUCAGUGAUCCCCUGAAACGUUCGCCAAGGCCUGGAGUACCCGCAGUUAAAUCCAAGCUCAACUGGAUAAACUGUACUGUACUGGCAAGCGAGGAGGCUUGCCUGUUUUUCGACAAAAGAAAAAUAAGCUCAUCUUUCUAGAUAUAACAUGUUUAUUACACUGCUGUGUCAGUUUGUGUUCGGUAGCAGUUAGACACAGUCGUGGUUUAUCUAUUCGGUGAUUUAUUUGUGUGAAGUAGUGAGAGAAAUAUAUGAGUGGUUGACAUUCAGAACAUGUAACAGCUUAGGUCGAUGCUGAGCAUCUCGCUUAGAGUAGAACGUCUUUUGGUACUCGCUGAAACCAGACACAAAACGUCUCUGCAGCCAUGUUGAAAACAGAUAAUGUUUUGAAAUACGUUAGUCUCCUUUCUGCAAAACAAGUUGGUUCCCUCUAUUGGAACAUGUCUGACAAAGACAUGAUGCUACACAGUUAUGUAAGGUUUUACAUUAGGUUCAUCAUGGUCUCUCUGUGGUUUACAGUGACAGUGAGGAAAAGGAAUCCAGGGUCUGAAUAAGUCAUUUCAACUAAAACAUUAAUAAGGAUCAGGGAAGCCUUCAGCAAAGCAAAGAGUGUUGUGAUAAGUUAAACAUAACCUCAACCCUUGGCUAUGAGUGUAAAAGCCCAUUUGAGAUGAUAAAAUAUAAAGUAAGUCUGCGACAGUUGACUCUGUAAAUUCAUCCAAAGACUUGUUUGCCCUUCGUCAUCACAGGAGCUGCCUGAAAAGCAGCCCCAUUAGCAAUAUGAUGCAAAUGAUUACACAUUAUGCGAUCUUUCAUAAGCUGCACUCUAUAUCCAACAUUGGUAACAGACAAUUACAAGUGAUUAGCCAUAGUGGAAAAUGUAAAGAACACAUAGAAAAUCUCCUUCACUGUCAGCAAUAAUGUACAGUAGCUUAAGCAAGAGGAUGAAAUGAGCUGCCAGCCAAACGAGCCCUGGGUAUUCAGUGAGAUGUAACGCAGAGGCUUCUGAAAUGAAGAAUAAGUCGGUGAAACAGACGUACAGUGUUCUUGGGUAAUGAACUCGUAUAGAAAAAGCUCUCCUACCGUCUCUGUGUCAGACUCAUGAGAAGAAAAGUUAAAACAAUGUUCACAUCCUUUAAAGCAAAGCUUCUACUUACAUGGUUUCUUAAUAUAAGCCAAUUAUUUUCUCAGUAAACCAAUCAAUAAUUUGCUUUAAAAAAUGUCGGGAAAAUUGCAUAAACUUCCCGUUAUGAUUUGUGAUGGAUAAAAAACCUAAAUAUUUAUAAAUCCUCCUAAUUUGGAGCCAGCAAAUUUUUUUUUUUUAUUGAUUAUCUUAAUAUGUGAAAAUCUCAAUUAUUUUCUCAGUUAAUCAAUUAAUUAUUUAAUCUAUAAAAUGUGAGAAAAUAAAGAAACUUCCUAUUAUUAUUCCUGACAUGUGAGUUCAGGUAUUCAUGAAAGGCUUAGAAUCCUGUUGGAACAGACGGAAAAUUACUAAAACAAUGAAUUGAUCAUUAAAAUAUAAUCGUUAGGAGUUGCAACUAAAGACUAAUCAAAUUAUUGGUUAAUUAGUAAGUUAUUUUCAAAAUUAUCUAUUGUGCAAUGAAGUGUCAGUAAAUAGUGAGAAAUGCCUGUAACAAUUUAACCACCUCAAAUUAUUCCUUUGUAAUGUCCAAUAUCAAACAGAUAUUUAAUUAUCAUGUAAGACAAAGAAAAAGAGUGACUUGCACUUAAGGACUGUUUGGGGUGUUGGGUGGUUAUGACACGCUGUCCAUUCGGUCUAAGCAGAGCAAACAAAGCAGCUGUUGAUGCCAGACUGUGUAUGAGCGACCUUGUGGAGAGCAGGUGGACAGAAGGUGGGCACAGUACAAGAGAGGGGCCUGAUCUCACAUCUGUAGUCCAGCAGCUGCCAAGCCUGUACGUGCACUGAAUUCUCUAGUCCUUGCACAUAUAGUGCAAACGUCCUCGUCUAAAGCAAACGGGAUAAAGCGUUAAUCCUGGCACUGCAGUGGUGGUGGUGGUUGUGGUGGGGGGGUUCCUCUGAGCUGCCUCAAAGGGUCUUGCCUCCAUAUUUAUCUCUCUCUGUUUCAUGAAGUGUAAGUGGACCCUAACAGAACUCCAGUUAAGUGGGAGG